GCUGUGGAAGGGAAGAGUGUAAUAGAAGUGGCAGAAUGUUUGGAGAGUCAGCAGGCGUUGGGUGUGAGUGAGAACUGCAGGAGCCGGCGGAUGCGGAUCCUACAUUGACCGCGCACACACAGACAGAUGCACACUCCCUGUCACCGUGUGGAGCAAAUGGCCUGCGGUGCAUUGAGAGGCAGUUUGGGCGGGGGCAGCUCGGACGAGCCUGUCUUCACGCAACUCAAACCGGUGAGUCUUCAGUCGGAGGAGCAGGCGGCGGUGGCGAUGUUCGACAGCAUGAAGAGUCCAGCGACCAGGAUGCUGGCGGCGGAAGACCUGGCUCAGACGAGAUGUGAGAUGGAGAAGUAUUUAUCUCCCCAAUCACUGCCAGCCCCGGAGGUGAAGAAGUAUAGGAGGGACAGUGCUUCUGUGGUGGAUGAAUUUUUCCAGGAUGAAAGAGCCUCCCCGUACAGCGUCAACAUCAAUGUGAUUCUUCCUGACGUCACUUACCUGCGAACUGGCCUGUGUAAGCUGCAAAGAUCAUCCAUGGUUCAGUCCCAGUCUGAAGCAGUUACUGCUUUUACACAGGCAAACAGGACCCUCACGACCCAGUCUUUACCAGAAUUCACCAGCGUGUUUAACACCUCACAGGCGACAGAUGUCAAUGCCACUUUUAUCAAACAGGAACUGCCCUCUCCUGAAAUGCAUCUGCCUGCAUCCCCACAGCAAGGUCAGUUGUACCAGCUACUAAGCUCUCCAGACUUGGUAAGCAUUCCUGGUAACACUUCUCACACACAAGGCAAUGUGGCAUGUAUGGGAAACCUUACCAAUCCUUCCGUAUCGGCAGGAAUGACAGGCAUGAGCACACUCUGCACGGUACAUCCACAGACAGCAGUGAAACACUUCCACUCUAUCUCAACCGGCUCGUUUGUGCCAGGGCAGUUCUUCCCGCAACAGCCCACCUACCUUCCACCUUCUCCACCAAAUUCUGAACCCGGAAGCCCUGACAGGCAGCCAGAGCUAAUGCAAAACCUGACACCACCACCAUCAUAUGCUGCCUCUAUUGCCUGCAAGCUGGGCUCGCCCACAGCAGCCCAUGCUCUUCCAGCAGCGCUGCAAGUAGGACAACAGAACACUCCACUGCCCAAAUUCAACCGACGAAAUAAUCCAGAGCUAGAGAAGAGGAGAAUUCAUCACUGUGACUUUCCAGGUUGUUCUAAAGUGUACACCAAAAGUUCCCACUUAAAAGCACAUUUGAGAACUCACACUGGGGAGAAGCCUUACAAGUGUACCUGGGAAGGCUGUGAUUGGAGAUUUGCACGUUCUGAUGAACUAACUCGCCAUUUCCGUAAACACACUGGGGCGAAACCCUUCCAGUGCACAGUGUGUAGUCGCAGCUUUUCACGCUCUGACCAUUUAGCCCUGCACAUGAAAAGACACCAGAACUAGAAGAUGAAUCCUCCCUGAGGCUGAUGUUCAUUAUGCAAACAAGACAUUGUUUCCCAAACAAAAUACCAGACAACCAUUGUGUAUAUGGUAAUCUCGCUGUCAGGUCUUCCAAUAUUUCUGUAUAGAGAAAGGAAGUUUUGAUGUAAAACACAGGCUUGAUUUAAGGGUUUAAAAUUGGAACCCUGUAUAUUUUGUACAUAUUCACUGGGAAUUAUGAGCUGUGUUUAAUUAGAAAGCUUUAAGAAAUUUCUAAUGAGAAUUAAAUUUUUCUUUGUUUUAGGUUUUCUUGAUGUAUAAACUAAGCUCGCGUCCAUUUCAUAGACACACUUGCACUACCGUGUAGUUGAUUAGUACUGGUAUUUACAUCUGCCAAGUUCACAGCAUUAAACCUUUUCUUUCUAAUGUUUUGACCAAAGCACUGAAUGGUCUUGACAGUGUUUAGUAAAUGUAGCCAAAGACAUUGGGGGGGGAGAAAAAAAAAAUCCCACAAAGGGCACAGUGUGAACUAAUACAGAUAAUACUUUCUGCUGAACCCGAAGGGAAUUUAACCUCCUCCUUUUAAUACUUGAGGUUAUCAAAUUGCUUUAUUGAAGUCCUCAUCUCAUCAGCAAGAUAUGGGGUGUUGAAUUUAACUGUAUAACUACAAAAGAAACUGGCUAAGGCAAUUAAUGAGAUAAUAAAUGAUAACACAACUGCAGAAUCUGCAUACAUUUUGGGUGCUUUUCUAUAAUCAGUGAAUGGAAACUGGAUUUUUGGCAAACUGAUUUACUCCUGACUUGACAGGAUCCUUCUUCUGAAAUUAACUUUCAAGCUCUAUGAUGUGCUGUCAUGUGGCCUGCCCCACAGUAGGAAAUGGGGUUUGGCCCUGUUUUCCAAAGUCCUUGUUUUAAAAGUUGCAGGAAAAGAAAUUCCUGCAGUUUGGGAGUCCUGUCCCAAUUUACUUUUCUGCCAGUUCCAUGUGUAUUUUAAGAAUGUAAUUGCUUAUCUGACUUUGUAUUUACACUUCAAUUUUAGCAUCAUCGUGAGGCUAAAGCUGGUAUGUAAAUAUAGCCAAAAAUAGCAUGUAGACGCAUUGGAAAUUCCCAGUGCCUUGUGGAAUUGGAUUGAUUCUCCAAAAGGCUGACUGUUGAGUGUAUAGUUAUUUUAGCACUCCAUUCCAGUUUGAAACUACUGCAAUAAAGAUAUUUAUAUAAAUAUAUAGAUACUGUACAGACAGUGGCACUGCUGCUGGGUAGAACAUCUCAUUCUGCACUCAAAUCGUGAAAUUUCUUGUAUUUUAUAUAUAAAGGAUCUUUGUUUUUUUUUGUUUUUAAAAAAAAUUGACGUGACUUUUUUAAAAUUUCUAAUACACCUCCUCCUGUAUUAAACCCGAUCAGGAAUCUUUAAUAGUUUAAUUUAACCACACUUAGGCUCAGUACCGUAUGUUGAAAUCUUCAAAGCAACAGUUGUUUCAUACUUGUAGUUCUGUUGGGGGGGGGGAGGGGGGGGAGGUGUUGUCCCUUCUGAAGGUGUUUUGUUCAUUUCAUGGGGCUGGCUGGAAAGCAGGAGAGGAGGUAGUGGAGUUUUUGUUUCCAACCGUUAUUGCUAUAGUGCUGUAACUCUUCAUAUGUAUUGUAAAAUUGGUAAAAUGCUUUUCUAGUCAACUCGGAAUAUUAUGCAUUUGAGGUGUGGCAAUUAAUAUUAAUAAUGGGCUGUGCAGGCUUGGGCUGGCUGAUUUAAAGAAGGCAUUUGAAACCAUAAGCUAAUCUCCACUGGGAUCUGACUUUUAUAACCAGAAAAUGCUGAAAAGAUAAUUAUCUUUAUUUAUUUCUAAUCUUUAAAAUGGCUUUCUAACAGGAUCGUUUACAAAUCUGUUUAAAUUAUAGUGUUCUUCAGUGUAAUGGCUUGGCAAGAAAAGGCAGCAAGAACAUGUAAAUAGCAUUAAAGGAUGUAUAUAAUUUUAUAAGAUGCUGCAAAGUUUAUACUUUGAACAAAGGGGCAAAUGUGGCUGCGUCAUUUUUGCCUCAGCUUGAUUUUUCUUUGUUUCACUGUAUUUCCUUUGGGUUUUGUGGUUGUAUUAACUUUUGACAACUGGCAUUGAAUAGAAGGAGAAAGUUUGUGUUUGGGGGGGAUAAGGUUUAAAAAAAAC
Molecule: messenger RNA, 3559 nt
Organism: Hemiscyllium ocellatum (epaulette shark)
Lineage: Eukaryota; Metazoa; Chordata; Chondrichthyes; Orectolobiformes; Hemiscylliidae
Product: Krueppel-like factor 5
Exons: 4
Coding region: 127-1431 (434 amino acids)
Biological process (GO): regulation of transcription by RNA polymerase II
Molecular function (GO): RNA polymerase II cis-regulatory region sequence-specific DNA binding; DNA-binding transcription factor activity, RNA polymerase II-specific
Source: RefSeq, a predicted model, not a curated record